CGUUUAAGUUGCAAAGUCGCGCAACAUUCUCUGUUUCCCGUUUGUCUUUGUUGUGAUAUUUAGAAUUUUUCUUUCUGAAAAUGUAAUUAAUAAAUGACCAAAUUAAACCGCAACUUCUCACGCGAGUCCCGCACAGCUUCGCGAGUUUAGGAUCUUAAAUUUCGGGAAUCCCGCUAACGGAAGCCAGCUAGCUAAGCUUACAGGAGCUAACUGUAGCUAGCAGCUAGCUACGGUUUGUUGUAUUUGUUUUAUUUUGAGAUCAAAACAAUAAAAUAAUAUAUUUUUUCACCUGAGGUUCAGAAAUGACAUCAGCAUCUGCUAAGGUGGGCGAGAUCUUCUCAGCAGCUGGAGCUGCUUUCACCAAGCUGGGAGAGCUGACCAUGCAGCUCCACCCAGUGUCCGACUCCAGCCCUGCAGGGGCCAAGUGGACGGAGACGGAGAUCGAGAUGCUGCGAUUGGCUGUGCGUCGGUUUGGAGACGACCUCAACAACAUCAGCACGGUGAUCAAAGAGCGCACAGUAGCUCAGAUAAAGAGCACGGUGAAGAGGAAGCUGUAUGAGGACAGCCGGGUGCCCAUUUCCUCCGAGUCCCCCAAGAAGAGUGUCAAGAAAACUCCAGUUGCCAUGACGCCUACCCCGGCCCCCGCCGCGACCGCCAUCAUUUCCGUGCCGACCUCGCAGGUUGUGGCUUCCACAGGAAUGCAGAGCAGCCCCUCCCUGGCCCCGCCCAUCAAGAAGCAAAAGACAGCAGACGUGACGCUCAGCGCUCUGAACGACUCGGACGUCAACAGUGACCUGGUGGACAUUGAAGGCCUCGGAGACGGCUCGUCCAAUAAGAAGCUGAACUUUGAUCAAGAGAGCCUCAACCUGGACUCCAGCCUCAUCAUGAACUCCAGUGACCUUCCCCUCCUGUCUCGCUGACCUCUGACCUCUCCAGAGCCGCCUCACUUUCUCUUAUUUUAUUUUUUUUCCUGAUGAAGCUCGAGUCAGACUUUUCUUCUGUUGUAGUGACGCAGAUAUUUUUUUUAUUUUCAGUGAGUUUUAGUUUCAGGGCAGUUUGUGAGCGUCGUUAUCAUGAAGACAACAUUUGCCUGCAGAUACUCAUGUGCAGACUCACCUCUGACCUCUGAGCCUCCAAAUUUGACCCCACCCCUGACUGUGACCUUCACCGCCCACCUGAAUCUGCAGGACGUGGUGCCAGCGGCCAACCUCCACCUUCAGAGUAAACAUGAUUUGAUGGUCGGAGGUUCAGCGCUCUCCUGGAUGUGUGAACGCCACUACACAGUGUGUGGCCCCUCCCACACCAGCAUUAUGAGCGCUUACCAGCAUCAUCACUACGAUAACAAGCCGACCAAAAAGGCGGUCGUGAUUUUUCAUGAUUGGCUCGUUUCAGUGUGAAGCUCUGAGAGGGUCGACUCUGACCCCCACAGAGGCGACCACCGCUCUGAAGCUUCAGUUUGCUCUGACCCGGCAUCCUGCUGAGCUCUGCUCAUCGUGCUGACAUCAUCGCUCGUUUACAACUUCCUGUUCAGAGGGCGGCUGUCAACUGGCUUUUUGAUGAGGUGGUGUGGGUGGAGCUUCAAGGCUCAGAGGGGCUUGAAAUGACUUGGCACAUGGGGUCAGGUGACAGGAAGUCUCCUUCAGUCGCCUUAGGGUAGUGGACGGCAACCAUGACGGUAUCCGCAGCGAGCUUUGUGACCUCAUCGCUGAGCGUCUGAUGUAAAAGGAGUUUGAAUUAUAUUGAAUAAACUUGACUCACAACUGUU
Messenger RNA from Pelmatolapia mariae (spotted tilapia), 1765 nucleotides. Its product is annotated as chromatin complexes subunit BAP18-like. NCBI's taxonomy places the organism in Eukaryota, Metazoa, Chordata, Actinopteri, Cichliformes, Cichlidae. The transcript has 6 exons. The record is from RefSeq and is a predicted model, not a curated record. Gene Ontology annotation, cellular component: MLL1 complex; NURF complex. The coding region runs from base 303 to 920 and encodes 205 amino acids.